CUCAGACUGCAGAAAACUUGGAGACAGUCUGUGUGCGUGUGGUUUCCCUCUUCGAUAGUCCCAUUGGAUAGGUCGUUUUGCCUGGUUGGUUUGCUGCCCUCUCCACCUGCGACCGUAAUCUGCUCGACCAUGGUUGCGAUUCAUUUGGAUAAAACUAGAAUGUUCGUAUUCGCCGAUCGCCUCGAGUAUAUAGGAAGCAGGGGUCCGUUAGCAUACGUCUUGUCACAGUAGCCCAUCAUGGGGAAUUCACUUGCGCAACCGACGAGAAGCAUCACCGUCGCCGUCUACCUGGCAUGGAUCAAUGCCUGGAUGGAGUCCCUGUCUCAUCUAAAGCAAGACAGCACACUCAGUCUAGACGAGCAGACCAGACUCUUUCUCCAGGCGAUCUCCUCGCCAGUCCCAGAAUAUGAAACCCUCAAGCGCGUGGCCUCGUCCUUCCAACACUCCCUGCGCAACGGCGAGAUUCCUCUCGGCGGGACAUCUGCGCCCUCAUGCGCGGAGACGAAUCUUGCUUCAGGAACAUAUAAGCCCAUCUCGGAAUGUUCCUGCCGUGGCCUCUUCCCCGUACCAGAAAAUGCAGACAUUCUUGCCGUUCUGGCGCAGACCAACUGCACCGCCAUCCGCAACACCAUCAAUGCCCUCCUGGCCGUCCUCGAGCGAGAUAACGAAUGGAACUCGACCUCGCUGUACACACCCACCACCCUCAAACAAGCCGUCGACGAGCUCAUCCUCGCCAAUUCGAAUAUCCAACCACCCCCGGACACCUGUCAAGGACCAGCAUCGCUCACACCAAUCCCACCCAUUCGCGCACCGGAUCGCCGCCCGAACCUGAAAACAGACACCCACAAAGACAUCCACCGCCAGAUCUAUCCCAUCGCCGAGGAUGUGAAGUUCUGCGUCGAUGCAAAAUACUACUUUGUCCUCGGGGCUGUGCCCAGCGAUCCAGCACGGGAUGGUCUCAUUCGCGCAAUUGCCGACGCCGGCAACGACAUCCUUAUCGGCGAUUACUGCGAGGUCGCAGAUGACAGGACGCUGCAGCUGCUCCAGCAGAACGGGGCGGCGGCGGUUGCGUUUCUGAAACUCUGCGUGCUGUCGGGUUUAUUCCCCGAGUGGGCAUUUGACAAUAUGAUGUCGUCGAUGCUGCAUUUUCGCGUCCUGGGGUACUACCGUGACCAUGCGCGGGAGCAUGAUCUCAUCCCGGCCGGGGUGUACGGGAGUCGGAUGAACGGGCUGACAGUGCACCGGUUCGUGGAUCUGGGGCUGUUUUUCGCAGUCGCUGCUGCGUCGUUGGAUACGGGGGAGACGAUAGACGUGGAGGAGAAGACGGUGCUAAGCCAGGCAUGCGCGCUCAUCAACGACCUGAUCGACCUGCGCAGCGACACUGCACGGCGUCAGCGCGAGAAUGUCGUCUUACGCGGCGUACGGGGGAACCUGUGCGAAUACCUCGACUACCUCGUCGGAUCAUGCCUGGAACGAGCAGCCACAGCAAUCCUCACCAACAAGACCUGCGCACUGGUCGUAAUGGCAUUCUGCAACUGGUCCGUGAUGAGCUCGCAUCACAAAGUAUACGAAGUGAGCACGCAGGUAUCCUCCGUAACGCAGUACGAGGCCUGCACCUACCACGCCGUCGAGGACGGCUAUCUAUACCAGAAUCUGCUUGACGCGUUGGAACCAUACGGAACGCUCGGGCCAGACGGACCGCAUGUUGGCCGAACACGAGCUCAGCUGGACGUUGGAUAUGCGAUAUGUCGAUUAUCGGAGAAGCAGCAUCUGGCGUGGAUGGCGGACAUCACGCGGAGUCUAUUGAAACCAGCCACGCUGAGGAGGAUUGUUGAUGUGGUGCAUUUUGAGUGGACGGGGAGUGUCGGAGAUGUGGAUUACUGUCCAUGAUAGGAACCCUUGCAGGCAAAUCAAUAUAAAAAUCAAGCAG
This is a messenger RNA of Aspergillus wentii DTO 134E9, 1930 nucleotides long. RefSeq lists its product as uncharacterized. Bases 238 to 1890 code for a protein of 550 amino acids. The record is from RefSeq and is a predicted model, not a curated record. Lineage: Eukaryota; Fungi; Ascomycota; Eurotiomycetes; Eurotiales; Aspergillaceae. The transcript has a single exon.